AUGCGGAUUGAACAAGCAUCUGCUAGUGAGAGCGCAAUCCUUCUGGAUCCAUUAUCCCAUAGCUUGUCUGUUGAUCGACAGCUCAACUUCCGAUAUCUUUUUGUUGUGGAUAUGAGCAUCCAAGCCCAAGAAUAUAAGAAUGGCCCUCUCUCCCUCGAUAAAGGCCAUGAAGCUGUCCAAGUUGUUCAUAGCAAACUAUUCCGACAUAUCAUCCUCUUCACCCUUGUCUUUACUUGCCGCAUUGAUCAACCAGCUAUGAAGGGGCUUCUCUCACUGCUCCUUGUGGGAGCUGCUAACGCUUUGGCGGCUUCCUACGAACCUCGCUCCCUCACGGAGGAUAUGCUGCAAGGCAAGGAGAAAAAGAUCUGGGACGCUCUUAAGGGGGAGAUACCCGAUGCAAAAUUGGACGAUUACUUCAACCCUCCUACAGCUCAUCAACGCAGCCCUGAUGAGAAGUGGGACGGUAAGCUUGAGGGAAAAUCCGUCAAUACUCUUUGGGUCGAAGAAGGAAAAGACAAGCCCUCAGGUAUCGAGGAGUAUGGCAUGAGAUUCAAGACCGUGGACCCCAGCUCUCUCGGUGUCGACAACGUUACGCAAUACAGUGGCUAUCUAGACAAUAAAAAGAAUGGCCAGCACCUUUUCUUCUAUAUGUUAUCAUUCACGCUUGCCUCCUUUAUGGUAGAAUAG
Trichophyton verrucosum HKI 0517 is the source of this 687-nucleotide messenger RNA. RefSeq lists its product as uncharacterized. The transcript has 2 exons. Bases 1 to 687 code for a protein of 228 amino acids. The record is from RefSeq and is a predicted model, not a curated record. Lineage: Eukaryota; Fungi; Ascomycota; Eurotiomycetes; Onygenales; Arthrodermataceae.